Molecule: messenger RNA, 864 nt
Organism: Capra hircus (goat)
Lineage: Eukaryota; Metazoa; Chordata; Mammalia; Artiodactyla; Bovidae
Product: late cornified envelope protein 1A-like
Exons: 3
Coding region: 133-555 (140 amino acids)
Biological process (GO): epidermis development
Source: RefSeq, a predicted model, not a curated record
CUAGAGAAAUCCAAUUGAUGUAUUUUUUGGUCAGUGAGCUGAAGGAUUUGCAAUAUUGAUCAUGCUAACCUACAGCUGUGUUCAAAAAGGGACGCUCAUCUCUGAAAACAUAACUGUCCUGGAAAAGCAGAGAUGGUGACAGUAGCGCCCAGCCAGGAGAGUGGGUCUGCAGAAGUGAAGAGGGAAACCCCAAAGCUUGGUGCUAAGCUCCUGAGCCCACCCACCAAGAUGUCCUGCCAGCAGAACCAGCAGCAGUGCCAGCCCCCUCCCAAGUGUGCCCCCAAGUGCCCCACCCCUAAAUGCCCCCCAAAGUGUCCCCCGAAGUGCCCCCCAGUCUCCUCCUGCUGUGGCCCCAGCUCCGGGGGCUGCUGCAGCUCUGGCUGUGGGGGCUGCUGCAGCUCUGGAUGUGGGGGCUGCUGCCUGAGCCACCACAGGCGUCGCAGGUCCCACCAUCGCCGCCGACUCCAGAGCUCUGAUUGCUGCAGCCAGCCUUCGGGGGGCUCUGGGUGCUGUGGAGGAGGGAGUGGUCAGUCCUCUGGAGGUGGCUGCUGCUGAAGUAGACCCUGAGCCACGAAGAGCUGACCUGGGGACAACAGAUGGACAAACACUUCCUCCUUCUCCUGCCCCUCCUGCUCGGCCUGCCCCAGUUGCUAGGGAGUCUGGGUGAGGCCUUUGAGCUCUGGUCCAGGGAGUACUUUUCCUUGGGUCCAGGAGCCCCAAACUCCCUCCCAAAUACAUUUAUUCACCUCCUUUUCAUAUGUGUGGAAUCUCAGAACCCGAAAGCACGACCCCGUGUCCCUCUGAAGCUUCUCUAUUUGCAUAAACCAGCCUGAUGUGAAACAAUAAAGCUAGAAGUCUGCAUUC